AAAAAUGUUUUUGCAGGUUUGGAGAAUAAGAAAAAGAAUAUGAUUCUAUCUGGGCUUAUCCAUAUGACAGUUUCAUGUAUUCUACUCGACAUUGGGUUUACGCUCGAAAAUGUGAAAAGACAGCAUUUUUCUGAAAACAGAUUUAAAAAUGUUAGCAAUAAAAGCAUUGUACAUGACACCAUCAGUACCAGAAAAGUGACUAAAUCUGACUCAGAAUUCAAUGAUGUGACGAGAAGAAUACAAUUAGCUCAAGACGGCCAAAAUAUCGUUCUGCAUGAUAAAUUAGCUGUUAAUUAUCCUCAAAUUAUUCGUGGUGGAAUCGUUACUCUCAAAGAAGUAACUGAAUCUGUGCUAGAUGUCAUAGAACUUUCCAAACAUGACACUACAACUAUGGCAUUUAAAAGAGAUCCUUUCAUUGAUGAAACUCCAGCAAUGGGGGCUAAAAAAUCUUCUACUGCUAAAGAUGGCAUUACAGUUACCGUGAAUGAAAAUGAACCCACUAUUAAAGAAUCUACUCCUAGGGUGGAUGAAAAUGAUCCCACUACAGAAGGAUCCAAAGCUAUGUUGGCUGCAAAUGAAUCCACUACAGAAGGAUUUGCCACAACAUUGGAUGAAAAUGAACCCACUGCUGAAGGAUCUACAGCUACGGUGGAUGAGAAUGAAACCACUAUAAAAGAAUCUACCACUACAGUUGAUAAAAAUGUACCUACUAUAGAAGGAUCUACAGCUACUGUGGAUGAAAAUGAACCCCCUAUAAAAGGAUCCACAAAGUUAGAUGCAAAUGAAUCCACUACAGAAGGAUCUAUAGCUACAUUGAAUGAAAAUGAACCUACUUUAGAAGGAUCUAUAGCUGCAUUGGAUGCAAAUGAAUCCACAAUAGAAGGAUCUACCACUACGGUGGAUGAAAAUGAACCCACUAUUGAAGUAACUACCUCUACCAUGAAUGAAAAUGAAUCCACAAUAGAAGGAUUUACAGUUAGGGUGGAUAAAAAUGAUCCCAAUACAGAAGGAUUUAUAGCUACAGCUACGGUGGAUAAAAAUGAUCCCACUACAGAAGGAUUUACAGCUACGGUGGAUAAAAAUGAUCCCACUACAGAAGGAUUUACAGCUACGGCGGAUAAAAAUUAUCCCACUACAGAAGGAUUUACAGCUACAGAGAAUAAAAAUGAUCCCACUACAAAAGAAUAUACAGCUACAAUGGAUGAAAAUGAACCCACUACAGAAGGAUGCAAACCCACUAAAAAUGAAUCUUCAUCUAUGAAAGAAAAGAAAGAUCCAACUACAGACGCAAUCUUAACUGUAAUUGAUGAAGAAGAAGCCACCAAAGCUGUAAUUCAUGAAAAAGCUUCCACCAAAGAUAAGACCAAACCCGCCAAAGAAGUAGUAGAGGAACAGGAAGAUAAUGACGUGUUACCAGAAUUAAUCAAAAAUAAAAUAAAUAUUACGACUUCAGAUCAAGGUGCAUUAAAUUCUAGUCCGGCUCCGUCCAUGCCUGAAUAUAUUCAUACAGACGAGUUGACAACUAUUUCUCAAGAUAGAUCGAUAGUUGUCAAUCAAAAACCACCAAAGAUAAGUAUACUGAAGGCAAACUUUUUUCAAUCUGAAAAAUUUGAUUUUUCGAAAAAUUCUAAAACAUUAAUGCCAAAAAGUGUAUUUGAAACUAUCGAUAUCCCUGCUGUGAUUACACCCUCUUCAACAACUGUUUUACCGUCAACCACAACUGUACCUGAAACCCAACAGCAAAGUUCAAACAAGAAAAUUUAUAAUAAAUGUUGCCAGGAGAGACAAGUUGUUCACUUAGAACGCGGAGGUGUUCCUUAUUGUGAGAGGUUACAUGGUGUUGAGCUGCCAUUACUUCAACCUCCUUCACAUUCAGAGGUAUCUGGAUGGGGAGCAGGAUUGAUGAGUAUACCAGUCUGUAUAAACUCUUCAUUAAGUGUUCUUCAGGAAAUUAUGUCGUUAUUGUUAAAUUUAAUUAAGUACAGGGACUCAGUAAACGUAAUUUCAAUUGAAUCUCUAUUAUAGAGUGGCAUGUCUGGA
Messenger RNA from Eurytemora carolleeae, 2040 nucleotides. RefSeq names its product filamentous growth regulator 23. The transcript is spliced from 6 exons. Lineage: Eukaryota; Metazoa; Arthropoda; Copepoda; Calanoida; Temoridae. Bases 40 to 2025 code for a protein of 661 amino acids. The record is from RefSeq and is a predicted model, not a curated record.